This is a messenger RNA of Owenia fusiformis, 2296 nucleotides long. NCBI's taxonomy places the organism in Eukaryota, Metazoa, Annelida, Polychaeta, Sabellida, Oweniidae. The record is from the annotation of a GenBank genome assembly.
GGCCAAUAAAAAACUUGAACAAAUAAUGAAUAACCUGCGUUCGCGUCUGGGUCGAUAUAACCACUAGCAACUAGACUUUCAGUAUAAACAGCUCGGAAUCGAGACUCACAUCAACUCAAAGUAAAGUUGAGUUUUGAGUAAAAAAUUUACAUGCAAGGAAGAUACAUUUGUAACAAAUUGUGGAUUGUUUCUCAGAGAGAGCUAUUUGAACUGUUCAGUGGUUAUAAAGUCGUCGAUUCAAGAAGGGAAGACAACUUCCGGGUCAGUUAAAACCGUCGUCCGUACAAAAUACAAUGGCAUCAGACCCAACAGAACAAGAAGAUAUUCGUGACCAAUUCUCAGAACUGGUUUCUUGUGACAUUUGCCUUGAAGUUCUUGUCAACCCUCGACUAUUGCCUGCUUGUGACCAUUUUUUUUGUCUUAAUUGUAUUGAAUCAUUGAUUAAGAACAAACGCCAGACUUGCCCAACAUGCCGGAAACCAUGGGAUGUACCGGAUGGAGGACCUGCUGCUUUACGACCCAGCCGCCUUGUCAAUAAAAUGAAAGACAUUCUCGAAUCGCCUUCCCCAGCAAGAACAGCUAGACAUGAAGACCAAGCUGCUCCAGAUUUGAGUGAUAUCACCCCAUUGAAUGAUGCGAUGCGUGAUAUUUCCUUAGCUAAUGACGCAGCAAACAUCUCUAGUGAUGGUGGUAAUAACAGCCAUUCUGUGCACACAUCCGAGGAUGAUAUCCGGACAACUCCUAGGCUCCGUGGCCAUAGCCCAAAGCUAAUCAAAGUAAAUAGCCUAGAUAGAGGAGCCUGUAAAUCCUACAAAAUAUGGGAUAUGGCUGUAGUGACAUCCGGACUUGAUGUUGUGCUAGGUGUUGUGAGAGAAUACACAAUCGCAUUCUACAAAAGAGCAGCUAACAAUAGCUUUACACCAAUCAAGACAGAAAAACAAAGAAUGCGGCGGGUUGUCUCUACUCAAGACAACCAUUUUGCAUUUACUAACAAAACUGAUACGAUCAGAAUCUAUACACAGGAAGGAAGUCUAAGUCAACGUAUCCGUUGCCAACUAAGCAGUGUAGAAGGAAUCGCAUUUACCAGUGAUGGACAUUUAGUAGUGGUUGAUGUUGAGACUAAGACCAUCUUGUUCAUUGAUUAUCAUACACAGGAGGAAGUGAUGAGGACUUUAAUAGGUCAGAAUGAUGUUUCCGAAACCAUGCAUAUUGCCGUGAAUGAGAGCAACAAUGUGGUAAUAUCUGACUGGGGCAAUAACCGUAUCAUAGUGAUAGGCAGAGAUGGCCAGACGCUAGGAUCUGCUGAUGGACAACUGUCCAGUCCAUAUGGCGUGUGUACUGAUGGCGACCACAUAAUAGUAGCUGAUUCCAAAAACCAUAGAGUCAGUCUGUAUAGUCCUAGCGGUGAAUUGGACCUACAAUUUGGCCAACACCUUCUUACCAAGGAUAAUGGUACUGAGUACCCAAGAGCUGUAGCUAUAGACGAUCGAGGACAUUUAUUGGUUGGAGAUCGCAAUGGGAACCUGUUUGAGAUUGAAUUUAAACAGUGAAUUGAAUACUUGGAACUACCAACGAAACAAAAAACAAACAGUUCAAUAGCCAAACAAGCUAAUAACUCCGAUUGGAAAUAAUUCAAUGUAAAAUCAGGUAUAUCGUACACAUCUUUGAAUUCCUAAAAUUGUUUAAAGGGUUUGAUCAGGAUGGUUUUGGAUGGCCUGGCAGGAUUGGACAUGCUAAAUAUGAUUAAAUAGCUAAUCCAUGGACUUGGUUUCCAGUAUAUGCCUUUUAUCGUUAAAAAUAUAUCGUAUACAGGGUGAGCCAAAAGGGGUAACUCACAUUUGCCUCCAGAGGCGAGACCGGGGCAUGUUUUGUAAAAUUACCAUUUGCAUUAGACCACUGAUUCUUCGUACUGAAUUAGGUGAUCUUAAACCCUUGCUGAAUGACUGAGUUAUUAACAUUUGUUUGGGUAAUGGGUUACCUUUUUUGGCUCACCUUGUAUAUUCACUUAUUGAAUUCCCGAGAUUGAGAUUGUAUAAUAUGUAAAUAAUUUAUACCCGAUUUUCUCUAAAUAAUAGACCUAUGGUGUUUAUGGGACUUGAUAUAUAUUGAAAUGAUAUAUCUUGUAUGAUAAUACGAUAUGAUACAUUAAUGAGACUUGAUAGUGAAAUGAGCAGGGCUGAGGACAAUAACAGAUUUUCAAAAUAUCAAUAAAUGUAAAUGGCACAUAAUUACUUUGAUAUGAUAUUUUUAUUAUCCUUCAAUUAGAGUACUACUACUCAAAAAGUUCUGGUUCUAC